Ilyonectria robusta is the source of this 3894-nucleotide messenger RNA. RefSeq lists its product as uncharacterized. The record is from RefSeq and is a predicted model, not a curated record. The coding region runs from base 44 to 3466 and encodes 1140 amino acids. The transcript is spliced from 5 exons. Lineage: Eukaryota; Fungi; Ascomycota; Sordariomycetes; Hypocreales; Nectriaceae. Gene Ontology annotation, molecular function: protein binding.
GUUGAAACUUCGCAGCAAUAUCAGAGCGUCAUCUGAGCUCGAUAUGGAAUCUGCUGAAGCUGAUGCCAGUUGCUUAAUUUUUCAGCCAAAGAUGGAAGCCACGAAAUCCACGAACACAUCCCACGAGAGUGAUCAGAGCCCAGGCUCGAAUUCCUUUGACCAGUCGCCAUUUCGGGAUCUUAUCGGACCUCACGACCAACCCAACAAAGAAAGCAUCAGAAUGAUCAUGGAUGAUGACUUGAUUAAAUUCUGGGGCUGCAUCUCAACAACCGACAACUUUGCUCCAGUUGUUCCUGAAGGCGAGAGAUGGCGAGCAAUACCGGAAAAUGGCAUCAUCUUACCUUCAGACUUUCUGCACGUUGACCGUCACCGCUCCAAUCCAGAUAUUUGCCUCGAAGGAACACAGACUCAUCACCUCAGACAUUGCUUCUGUGCUGUUUCAAAAGGAGGCCAUCAUGGUUAUUGGGCCCUCCCUGACGGAAUUCCACCUCAGGCACAGCAAUUGCUGCAAGAGGAUGCGGACUUUUCCAGAGAGGACAAGCAAUAUGAUGCCUUCGGAAACACAAUCCUGCAUUUCGUGGCAGCUCGGGCACAACCUGUGGUUUUGUUUAGUGCAUUGGCAGUUUUCGGAGCGGUGACAGACCUGAACACCGGAGGCCAGACGUUCAUGCACUGUCUAGGGCCACAGUGGUUCAAUUUGGGCAGUUUGGAACCACUAAGACUUCUCCUCAAGUAUCUAAAGUCCAUUGACUUUGACUUGGAUGGCCGGGACAUAUACGGCCAGUCUAUUUCCCACAUUCUUGCUCGUCGCACCCCCGAUCCAGCUGCUAUGAAGGAUACCAUGGCAUGUUAUUACCCUAAAGGAUAUUUCCCCGAACGGGAUGCAUUUGGAUACCUACCAUCAAUGGCGCUCGAACCAGCACUGCGGCUACGUGGACAAAGUGCCUGGGGUCAGGAGAAUGACCGGGCCAGCUCUCUACAAUCUGGCCCAAACGAUUCAUUAAUUCCAAUAGACAUGGAAUGUGACAGAAAUGUCUCCAACAGCUUGAAUCAACCUACCGAUUACUUAUUUAUAGAUCACGGGCAGCUUUUGGCAAUCAUCAGAGAAGCCUAUGCCGACCCCAAAAUUGAAGACUCCAACGGAGGAAAUGCGCUCCACUGUCUCGCUGCGGUGGCGCUUUCCACGGGGAGUGUGGAAGCGACUCGUGAAGAUCCGAAGCACACCAAAAGCAUCCCCGGUCGAAACCGACAAACAAACGCGGAUCCAAAGCGGGAAUCCCAGUUGCGCCUUGAAAUAUUAGAGGGGCUUCUCCUCGCAGGAGUUGAUGUCAAUGCAUACAAUGCUUCGGGGAAUAAUGUUUUGAUGGAAUUCGUUAUCCACCUCCCAGAUUGCAAUGCGUAUAAAACAAUCCCCGAUAUCUUGGAGAAACUAAUAGAUCAUGGUGCAAGCGUCAACGCUCGAAAUAGACAGGGCGAUACAGCCUUGCACCUCGCAGUGCGCCACGGUCACAAGGUGGCUAUGAGGACACUCGUACAACGUGGUGCAGCGGUUCAUGCUAGGAACCGUAACGGUCAGAGUCCAUUGCAACUCCUAGCAGAGUUGAUAAGUACAGCCAGCGAUGACAUACGGGCAUACUCAAACCUUGAGGCAUGCUAUGCGUGGCUAUCGCGUGACACGGUUGGAGCUGUGCUUGAGCCAUCGUUCACGGAUCAGUGGAGCACACCGGAAAUGUUGAUCAAGGACAGGGCACUGCCGGUGAACACACCGGAAUGUAAAGCCUUGAUAGAAUCUGAACUAUUCAGACUUGGGUUCUGUGAAGAGCCAAACGGGGUCCGAAUCAAACGCGAGCAGAUGGACACUUCAGAGUGGUCACAGUGCACAGACAACGACAAGAGAGGGACUCCAAGCGACGUUUCCACGUGGAGUGCGAUAAAAAACCCACUGAAACCGGAGCCAAGCGAAAGUGUAGCAUCAACCAGCACACGUUUUCGAGAUCGGCACACAUUGGUGGACGAUAUGUGCGAUAGCAUUCUUUCAAAUGCCUUCUCAGUCACAAUCGAAGAGAUCUCCAACCCAGCCGAUGUAUGGCAGAGCGUCCAGACCUGCUUAAGCGAGAUAUCAGCCAUCGUGGGUCUCGAUUAUGAGAUGACCCAAUUGCGAGACAACCAGAAGAGUCCCGUUUCACUUUCGGGCGAUUCGCUGUCUUCUGAUAAUUCCGGGAACAAAUCGACCGAGACAACUACGAGCAAGCCUUCUUCGAAAUCCUUAGGGAAAAGAAAGGCUCGGGACUCUGGCGAUGGCGACGACGGUUCAGAGGAGCGAAAUUCUGAUGGGAGAAAUAACCCCGACUCGAAUCCAUCACCUCCGGAACGGAAGAAAUUAAAGGAAUGUGUGCGCUUCAGUUGUCCAUAUAGGAAGCGCAAUCCACUAAGGUUCCAUGUUCGCGAUUAUCUCAACUGUGCCACACAGUCAUUUUCAUCGAUGACACUCUUGAAGCGUCACGUUACGACGUUUCACAAACGAAAAACUCUGCCAACCUAUACUUGUACCAGGUGCCAGAUGACAUUCACCACGGAGCAAGCUCGUGAUGGCCACUUACGCGUUCCUCUGGAUCAAAUUUGCGCAAUCCAAGACAAAUUAGAGGGAUUCGGUUCUCAAGAAGACCCCGAAAACGGCAUUACUCCUGACAUUGACGAUAUUCUAAGGGACAGGCGGGGACGUGUUCAAGUUUUGAACUGGAGCGUGCUUUGGCGCACUCUCUUUCCUGGUGACGAUACUGUCCCACCAGCAGAAUAUGAACCUGUGAUUGAUAUGUAUGAAGUAGAGCAUGUUUUCAACCAGAACGCGGAUAAGGGCAGUGUAUUUGUUGCGAAGCAAAUGAAGACAAUCCAGUGGCACACCGAGCCAGCGACGAACGAGAGCCCAGCCAGCAAGAUUUGGGACGUUUUUCAGUCUCUCAUUCAGCUCAAUUUUCAAGACUCCAAGGACAAAGUAUUCGGCUCAUACACCACGGUAGCACGUCGAAAACCGCGGAAAAAGCCAGGGCAAUGCGAUGCAAUACCCACGCCAUCGACCAGCAUAGGCUCGACGCCGAGACCACUCCUACCAACUCCUCGGGCAAACACUCAAGGAGGGUCGUCAUUUUACGGAGCCAGUCUGAACGCCCAACACGUCGAUCAUGUUAGUGGCAAUGGUCCCUCUUUUUUGAUGGACGAAGCCGGCUUGGAUCAAGAUGCCUCGACCCAAGAAACGGUAGUUCACAUGGCCGAGCAGGGUCAGAGUGCAUGGCCCUUGAGUGAGGAGGCUAUUGAGAGUGACCAGGGAGUUGCUGCAUUGUGGCACUCUCAAAUAACUCAGGAUGGUGCAAGCGACUGUGGACUGGCGGAGGCAUUGGGAACUGACUGGUGUUUUACAUGUCAAUGUUCCACUCCAUGCUGUUGUAAAGGAGAUCCGAUGUUUUCGUAGGUCAUCUACGAAUGGCUCUUCUGAGCCAGUAUUUAAUGACUGGAGGCUUCUUGACCACUCAUUGCUCUCAUCUUUUGUGUUAUUUCUGUCCAUGACUUGUCAAAAUAUUAUAGUGGCGGCGCUGGGGAAUUUUUAUUGUUUUCAAGGAGGGCGUUUGGGGAGGAUUCCUUGGACACGCUGGAACAGGGUUACAGCGGAAUUGGAGGAAGCCCAAGAGUGGUGAGUCGCUAAGGCACUCGUUGGCAGGGAAGCCAUGGUAUUAUCAUGGCUAAAUUCUGCUGUGAUCCAGACCAAUAGACUAGAGGAACUCUUAAGUGGCUUGAUGGGCUGGAAAGUCGAUGUUGAGCAAGUGAAGUGACUUGCGACUCGAAGUGCGGUGGGGCGUAUCAGGCCAUUAUUUGAAACAAGGUGGGGAAGGUAUAUUGACA